GAAUGUGGUGAUGGAAAAUGGGGCCUUGAAUGUAAUAGCACAUGUAACACAAAUUGUAGAACAUCCUGUGAUGUUGAGAAUGGCGCAUGCCCUGCCUGUAUUGGAUUCAGUAACCCACCACUUUGCAAAACAGGUGAACAAUUGUUUUUUUCUUGAAAUUUACUAAAGGAGUUGACAUUACAUUGAUAAUAAAAUGUAAUAAUAUUGAAUAGGUGUUUGUUGAUUUUAAAAAUCGUUUCAGCAUAUAUUUAAGGUAAACAGAAAGACGAUAUACAAGAGAAUGUUCAAAAUGUCAAUAGUGGCUGGUUGGAUCAAUAAUAGAACAGUAUUAACAAAACAAAAACAAAAAACUGAGUGAAAAAUUAAAUUGAAUUUAAAAGAGGCGUUUAAGCUUAAAUGAGGGCAGCCUUAUUUUAUUUAAAGCCGUUGAAAGGUCACUAUAAAGAAAAUUAACACAAUUGAAAUAUAACAUAUACGUUGUCCUCUUGGACAUACAAAUACUUCUCACAUAAACUCCAUUUGCUCAUUGAUUAAUAUCAAAGUCCGUGUUGUUUUAAAUGGUAAGCCUCUCUAUGAAUCACAUACUAGCGCUAAAGGUAUUUCACUCAACUGAUUUGCAUGAAAUAUAAAUACAGAGAUAUUCAAAUCACUAUAAAAUCAGUGCAGUUAAACGGGCUUAUUUGUCCCAGCUACAGCGUGAACUAGUCGCGUUGUGGAAGCCCACUGUGGAAUCCCUCUUAUAGGGCGUCCGACUCUUUCCCGGGAUGGGUGGGGGAAGAUAUUAGGACGAAAAAUUUUCCAUCCCAACUCCUGAGAAAGUCGAUCGAGUGCACUGUUUAAACGCAUAGUGUCGGAUCGACCGGGUGCCUCCUCGUUGGGGCAGCCCCCAGGCGGGGUCCUGGUCGAGCGCCCAGGCGCCAAGCCGGGGGACUUGGGUGGGGGGCCCGUGUGGGCGCCGUCCUGGCGAGUGGGCAUCUCCAACGUGCCGCUCCGCGGCCCGAUACGUCGGACCGGGGAGGGGUAAUUUGGGGGGGGGCGGCAUAAGAGUCUAGACUCGCCCCGCUGACGCCAUUUCUUAAUGUAACAUUUCUAACAGUUCUAAUUUGUUACGAUUACAAGUUUGUUUUUUUUUUUUUUAGAAAUGUUUUUUGCGCUUCUACCAUUAAAAACCCCAAAGUUAUUGGACUACAAAAGUUCUCAAACUUAUAAAUAUAUUUAAAUUGACUAUCGAGUUGUUUUAAAUGUCUUUUCUUUCAAAUGGGAAUAGGCCGUUUUAUAAUUGAGUCAGGGACAUAUUGUGUGGAGAGUCGAGACUUGAUAGCACACAAGCAAAGAGUCAAGGUAAAAAAAAAUUGUUGCUUGUCGCCAAGAGACCCUGAUAAGAUUGGAUCGACACAGUACGUACGUAAUGAAGGUCAGGGCAGCCUAGAAAAGUGCGUUUGGGGGGGGGGGGUCGGUGUAAAAACUAAGGAACGAGCUAUGGUGAACGAAGGACAUAGGAUCUAUGACAUCGAGAUGCGAUGCACACAAAUGUAGGUAGAGCUGGAAGGUUUUUUUGCGAAAUGGAGGGAGGAGAUGAAAAAUCUGGAGUUUUGGAAAUGAGGAAGGCAAUCUGUUGAGUGUAACGAACAAGAGCAAACGGUAAGGGUGAGGUCGCGAGUUGAAAUUUGAAGGCAGCGUGACUCAUGGUGUUGUAUAUUGAGUCGUGAAUGAAGAGACCACGUGCAUCUGAGGUUCUCUACAAGAUUAGGAAUUUCCUAAUGCAUCAUGUGUCCCUACUCUUGAUUACAAUGUUAUUAAGUAAAGGAAAGUCCAAACCUAUUUUCGCUUAAACGGUAUCAAAUGUCAUUAAAAAGGGUAUAUAUAUAUAUAUAUAUGAGAUCUCCAAAAGUUUAUACAUUGUGAACUGACAUACGUAUUAGUUCUGAUGAGUUGUUUUUUUUUUAAAAAUGGCUUAGAAAAUAUGAUAAGCAAACUAAAAGCUUCUCAUUAAUAAUGAAAUAGUAUAUGCAGUAGAGAGUUAUGUAUCCAAACCAAUUAAACCCAUGCUGUUUCGGAAAACGUUUUUUUUUUUUGGAUAAGCGAUCAAUCCAGCGGAAAAUUAAGACCAUCGGUGAACGCUCCUUCUGCUUCCAUGGGCCCACGUUCUGGAACCAGCUCCCCUUCCAUAUACGUCAUAGUGAAACCUCGUCCAUUUUCAAAAAGUCCCUUAAAACUCAUCUGUUUAGGUCCGCCUAUGACCUGUGAUGCACCCUCCUUGCCCUACCUCAUUUUCUGUUUCGGGUUGAUCCUGAAGUGUCAAAGUGUCCUCGUUUUAUAGCCAUUUUCAUUGUUUCUAUAGAAUAGUAGUUACUAUCCUAGUGUCUCAUUUGUAUUUACUUAGUUUACAUGUUUUAAUAAUUGUAAAGCGCUUAGAGCUUUAUGAUAAGCGCUAUAUAAAAAUGCCUAAAUAAAUAAAUAAAUAAAUAAAAUUGGCAAAGUGAAUGCAAUGAAUGCUAUCAACAUGUCCCUUAAUGUACACGCAUGUACAGAAUUAAAACCGGCGAAUAUAAUUAUUGUUGUAUGAAAAAAUAAAGUCGUUAUCAGAAAUAGAUGCCAGCGGCAUAGAAUGAAAACCCUGGACACAUUUUUCUUUGCAGGCGUAUAUCAUGCGAUAGGUACUAAAAUUAACGAUCCAGUUUGCAGAUCACAUUAUCUCAGUUUAGUUCAGUAUUUAAAUGGAUUUUACUUGUCCUGUUCAACAAGUGCAGUGCAAAAAAACAACAACAUCCAUACAUUUACUAUUAGCCCUUAAAAAGUUGACAUAAAAUUGCUUUUUUACGUUAAAGCCUUAGGAUAUCCGUAAAAGAAGAGUACGUUAAAAAACAAACGUUUAAAAGAGAACCAAAAUGCAUAAUCCCGAAGUUUGUGAUGUCUUCUUGAAAUUAAAUAUACGAUACGCGUCAAAACGGACACCCCUGAAAGUCCCGAAUCUGUUCCGCAUACAUGUGUUUGUAAGCGUUGCAAAGCAUCAGCUGUCGCAUGCUCCAAGUAGAUAAAGUGAAGAUAUAUUUGACGUUUGUAGUUCAAAAUUAGCUUCUCGACGUAGAACAAAUCAUUUAUAUUUUGCCACAAUUUUUGCUCAUUACUUCCGCUAGUGGGUACCGAGUAUGAAGACUUUGGCAGAAAAAAAAAAUUCAAGAUAGAUCUAAUAAGACAGCUCCAAGUCACACAGUUGCGCUGUUCUAGAAGUGUACAGUGUCAAUGGAGAUGGGAAGUCUGGUCAACCUGUAAGUUCUUAGAUAAAUGAGAAUCAGCAACGCAGUCUCUGGCCGUUGCAUAAUUCGAUACUCUUACUAACAUACGAAAAUACGCAUUUAUUGUCCGAGAGUUUCGGCACUGCAAUUUUGGGCGCAUAAUGUAUUUAGUAUCCCACAGAUAUUCUCAAAAUAACAAGAGGCUCGGUUACUUAUUCGCUAAAUCCCUAGCAAAUAAUUUUUUAAUGAAUUCGAUAGAGAUGAAUGUUAUAGAAAACGUUAAGAUAUCUUAGCAUGAUCUGCGAGCUUAAUAAAAAUAGGACUCAUCUUAGGAAUCACAGAACAAAUCGACAUAAAAUAUUUUGUUUUAGUUCCAUAACCCACAAUUCCCUUUAUUAGUAUUUCAUUGAAUUCUUGCCAACCACAAACGUUUCUUCUGUUUUUCUCUCCUGAUGCACAUUUAAAAAAACAAGGGAAUUUUCCGUUGGGGGGAUAUUCUGUUUGGAAGGUUUUUAUAUGAACCGUAUGUGAUCUUUUAGUGAGGACUAACAGUCAUCGGCAUAUUCCUGGAGGGAAAAAUAAAUCAUUUACUCAAAAUAAAAAAUAAAAAAUAAACACAUUACUUAACAUGUCUGUAAUGUUUAAAAUGUAAGAAUUCGUUAAUUAUCUACUCGGAUAAUUUUAUUCUGUUCGACUUUAUCUUUGUUUGUCUUGAUGAAAGAUUUUAAUUAAAUUUACUUGGCUUUGUUACAUUAUUUUUAUCUCCAUACAAUAUAGUAUCAACUCGUUGGGGCUAAUUAAAAAUCUUUAUGAAUUUUUCUAAUAACGUGUUAAAACUCAGUCCCUUAUACGACCACAUACUUGCUGGCGAAAAUAAUAAUCAACUUUAAGUUUGUUUUCCCUCCGUCGAGCGAACCAGUUUCGAACACUAAAUCCCCAACAUAUCUUCCUUUUAACCUAAUGAGGCUUAAGAUAAGAAUGCUUACAAAAAGCACACUCGCGUUCAAGAUGUAUCAGUUUCAAUACUUUUUUCUUUUGGUUCAUAAUGUAUAUAUAAUUAAUUGUAUAUCUACACUGUCUUCUGCUUAUCACACCUCAUAACAUCUACCUAUCUAUAUCUAUCUAUUACAACAAUACAAUUCUGCAUAUGGCUGGUAAGCUGACUUAACCUUAAGAUCAACCUGAGAUACAUCCUAUCACUUUUCGCUACUACAAAAAUACAUGUACUUCUAACACUAUCCAACAGCUCUCCUAGAAAUCUUAACACCAACACCUUGAUAUAUUUGACCGCGCCUAAUCACAACAUGACUUGUAUUUCACUUCCUCGUAAUGAUCGUUCUAUAAUUGUGACUACAGUUAUGGUUAAAAGCGCAAUGAAAUUGACCUCGGUGGUUUUAAUUCCCUAAAAAAGGGUGGCAAUCACAUUUUACAUUUAGAAAAUCGUAUCUAAUUUCAAUUUUCAGCCUGUGAAUCUAGAAAAUGGGGCCUAAACUGCAGCCGAAAUUGCAGCACAAACUGUUAUAACCAAUCUUGUAACAUUUGGACUGGUGUUUGUAAUAAAAGUUGUAAUGGAUAUUCCAAUCCACCAGAAUGUACAACAGGUGAGUCAAAAUUUCUUAUUUACUAAUUUUCUUAAAGCAUUCUUAUAUACAAAAGAAAAAUAAUUUCACCACUAGCAAAAGAAAAUGGAAUUUUUUACUAUAAAGUUUAGUACAUCCUGUGGCGAUGUACACCGUGCAAUCAGUCUUGAAAUGGGUUUCAUUUCACUGCUUAGAUCAACUGCAUCAAUAUCUUUGGAGUCUCCAUGUUGCAAAGCUUUCUCAAUAUUCAAGCAAUGUUCCAUAACUUCAUUGCCAGUUUUAUUCUGCAAAUUGUGAACAUCAUAGGGGAAACCAAACACCAAACUAAUUUGUUUCAUCAGAGUGAAUCUUUCUUUAACCAAUAAUUGUAAUGCUAUGUCAUGAACAGCGAAGUAAAAGUUUACUUUGAAUUUGUCUUUUGGAUCCUAAAUAGGUUUGUUGUCAUCUCCUUCGGAUGCAAAUUGUUUCUUCUUUCUUCUGAUACGGGUUGGUUCUGGUUCCAAAAGUGCUGGUAUCUCUAAAUUGACUGAAAUUUCAGCUGCACUUACCAGUGUUUUCUCAAACUCCGUCUCAUUUUCUCGUUUUACGAGAAACUUUUUUCUCUCAUCCAGAUGAUUGAUGGCGUCAUCCAAAUCUAAUUCUUUUGCCUAAAGUUGUUUUCUAGUCAUGUUGAUCUCAAAUAACACCUCAUGCCACACAACCAGAAAAAACGACAUGGCUUUUGCAAUAUCCCAUGCACCUAUUAGUGAUGUAUUACUAGAUGAUCCUGUUAAAUUUGUGUCAUCCGCUAGCUCUGACAGAGCAUCGUUGAUUUCAUUAAGCUGAUAACGAAGAGGUUUCAAAGCAUCAAUUCGACUUUCCCAUCUUGUUUCACUAAGUGGUUUAACAGUCAUAUUAGAAACAUGUCGAUUUAAAACUUCCCAAAGACGAGUUCAUGCAGAAAAGAAUACAUAAACAAGUUGCACUAGAUCAAAGAAGGCUGUUGCUUCAAGGCAACAUUUUGCAGCAUCAUUAACAGCCAAAAUCAAGGUAUGUGCACAGCAGGGAACAAACAAUGCUCGGGGAUUGACAUCUAAAAUGUUUCCUUGGACAUCAUUGUCUUUUCCCUUCAUAUUGCUGCCAUUGUCAUAUCCUUGACCGCAUAAAUUUCGAUAGACAAAGAUAUCUCUUCUCAUAACCGAAGAAUAGUUUCAGUCAAACCAGUACCAGUCGUCUCCUUUAGAUGCACAAAACCCAAGCAAUUUUUUCUUUAUAGAUGCUGCUUCUCCUGCAAUCUCAUUUUCUGGAUUUGAAAUCACAUCCACAAAGCGAAUGAUCAUGGUCAUCUGUUCAACAUGACCAGCAUCUGGUGUGCAAUCUAAAAUUAUUGAAAAGUAUUUAGCAUCAUGAGCAGAUGCUAGAAUUUUGUAUUUGAUUGCAUUGAAUAAAAGCUGAAAAAGUUCAUUCUGUAUGUCUUUGCCUAGAUAAUAUAUAUGUGUCUCAUUGUCUCUAAAUUUUCGAAGAUGCUCAUCCAUAAGUGGGUCAAACAAAGCUAGAAAUUCCGCAAAUUUCAGGAAGUUCCCGUUAUCAGAAGUGUUCCGUUUCUCAUGUGUUCCACGAAAAGUAAGAUUUUGCAUACCAAGAACUCAAACUAAAGCAAUCAGCCGUUUCAAGAUUUGCUGCCAAUACUGUUCUUCUUUUUUAAUGAGACGCAAAUGUUCGGCAUCAGUUGUUUUCAUGUGUCGCAGUCGCAACUCAAGUUCAUUCCAUGAAUGAAAAUUCACUAGAUGUUCACUGCUUUUCUCAUGUCCUGAUAGAGUUGCGGACAUGUUUUUCCAAUCAUGUGAACCUUUAUCAGAAAGAGAUGACGCACCUGUUGUGCUGGUAAACACUUGCAGCAGAAACAAUAAACAUAGUCAUUGCAUACAGAAUACUGCAGCCAAUGUUUGCGAAUUUCUCUCCAUUGACAAGCCUGAGGUUGUAAUGAAUUUUUUAGAAUUCUCUUUGAUUACUGUCUUUAGGAAAAUCAAAAUGCUCAACUUGUUCUGGUCCAUGGUAUAUCAACAUGUGUCAUAUAUGAUCAUCAAAUUCGGUCCAAGUGGCAGGAUCGCCAUAGUUAACAUAUUGUUAAAACUAUCGAUUUUAUGCACUUCAGAUUUAGUUAUUUGGUGCGUAUUGUGCAUUUCAUUUUGUGCUUCAAACUCCUCUGAUUCCUUCAUCUCCUCGGAUUCCACCGCUUCCUUGUCUGCUUCGGCUUGAUUGCUUAAUUUAUCUGGACCGCCUUCGUCUCUGUGCGGUGUACAUAGAUACUUUAAAAACCAGUCUCCUUGUUUUUGUUUUUUUAACGUAUUUUUCAUUUUCAGCCCGACGUUUACGAUGCUAUGCGUCAGGCAAUCGUUUUCUCUCUGCCAUGGGGAUUGAAAUAACGACGGAAACUGCAAAAUAAAAUGUUAUUAUGGUUUUCUAUUUUGCUAUAUUUUUAAUUCCUUUUUGUAAAUUAAAAAAUUGAACUUUACACAUACAAGUUAAAAUAUCUAAAUCAAAUGAUUUAAAUAUAACGUUGUACACAAAUCAAACUAAAUAUCUUACGCCCCUGAUUACACACAGCUCAGCCUAUGCGCCUGGGUUAAAAAGGGUAACCAGGAUCCUCUAAGUGAGGCUGGCGUCGGGGAGGGGCAUCCGGCCGUAAAAACAAAUCGCUCCAAAACUCAAUUGAGCUGCAACACUCGUCAGAGUUAAUGCACUCAUUUGUUCUAGUAUGUCCUUCCCAUGCCGAGCGUUGAAACAAAGGAUUUUAAACAGUAAAACAAAGAAGAAGAAGAAAUGUUACCUAAAGUAUUUAAGUAGCCUGUCGACGAUAAUCAAAUUUAAAUUAUUUAUUUUAUUUUCAAUAUUGAGGUCAUUUCAAAAUGAAAUGACGUCACUGGAUCUGGCGGUAUUAGCCCGUUACGUAAGGAAGUAAAUUACUGAUCCAAUUUAUAAUAUGCAAUUCGUUUCAUUCGUUUCAAUACAACAGCAAAUAUUAAUGUAAAAAAACUACGCAAUUUAAUUCAAUGUCUAAAUGACGGUGUCACUCCACUAAACAAAUUAUUCAGUCCUUUAUUACUAAAGGGCGGUAAGAUUUUUAUAUUUAUAUUUUUUACAUUGGUCAUAGUGCCGCACAGCCACCCCAUAAAUUUUCCGCCUAGUUCGCUUAGUGGUUAAACCGGGCCUGCCCCCCCCCCCUCCGGGGGAAAAUGUGUAAGAAAAAAUAAUUUUUUAAUAAAACUGUACAUAUUUUUUUUUUCAUUAACUUUUUUAUAACAUUUUAAAUAUAAUAUAAAUGUGUGCCUUUCGUAUAUUACAAUUAAUGAAACCAAUCAAAUAUCGCUUUGUUCAAUAUAUAUUGAUGAACCAUAUCGUUAAGGUUAAUCGUGUUACAUGCUCACAGAAUUCGAUUAUAAAUAUUGUAUUGUUUUGAAAAUUGGCCGUUCCUGACAAUAGCCAUUAUUGCACUUUUCUUAUUCGCAUGUAUCGGUAUUUGUAUCUAUUUAUAUUUCUCAGCUGCACAAGUUGAACGACUUUCAUAACACUGUAUUAAACUACCUUUACAUCGAUAUAAAUCUCUAUAAAUCGAAUAUAGUUAUUACUAAGUUUUUAACAUGUGCAAUAUGUUUUUAAAAUCAUAUUUCAUCAUAAAAGCAUGACUGUUAAAGUAGAGAUGAGUGUUAAUUAUAAAAUGUAUAUUGGGAUCUUGCUUUUUUUUUAAAAAAUCGUUUUAGCUAACAUUUUAAUGUUGUAGAUUCCAUACAUAUAUAUUGAGUUAGAAAAAAUGAAAACUUAAAAAAAAAAAAAACACUCAUAAAAAUGAUAAUUUAAAACAAAAAAUUAGAAGGCAUUUAGCGGUUGGAUACAAAUAGUGGACAAUUACUUUAUUAUUAGUAAAUCGAGUGUUUUCUAAUUUUGUAACACAGAGUAAAAGGAUUUAAAAAAAAAAUACUUAGCCUUUAUUUAUUAAAUCCCAAACGACUUUUCUCUGUUCAAUUUGAGAAUUAUAAACAAUCUUCCACAGCUUUUUGAACAAUUUUUUUAAAAAUUCAUUUUUAAAUGAUAAUCAAGUAGAAAUAAUAAUAUUUAAAUAAAGUAUUUUUAAAGAAAAUGUAGCUUUAAGAUUAUCUUGGAAAUUUUGUAGUAGUUAAAAAAAAAUUAUAUGGAAUAAGUAAAAAAAUUGUUUUAAAGUAUAAUAUCCAAGAGGCAAGUUGUAAUUGAUCUGAAGCAAAUUAUACUAGCUUGAAUAUCCACAUUAACAUUUCAAUCAACUGAAUCUUGAGAAUUUUAACUUUAUUUUUAUACGAUUUCUUUCACAAAAAACAAACAAAAAACAUGCACAAUAUGAUUUCUUUUGUAAACAAGUGGUGUCUUCUUAAAAAAAAUUUUGUCGGUUACAUAAGAUUUAUAAAUGAUAACCAAUUUUUAAAACCCAUAAAAAUGUUUGCCCUUUCUACAGAAAAACUUUUUUUUCUUUAUUUACUUUGGUAAAACUUGGAAAUAUUUAGAAAUAAACGUAUGUUUGGGGGUUUUCUUUUUCGUUCAAAAUGUAAAACUAUUAUAGCAUUUCAUUUUUGUGAUGGACACCCUUUUUUGUAAGGAAUUCUUUUUUAAACUUAAAAAAUAUUUUACAGUAAAUCUAUUAUUUUUUUAACAUAUUUUAAACAUAAAUAUUUUUAAAUAAAAACUUUAAAAAACACUUUACUUUUCAAAAAAAAAAAAACAUAUAUAUAUUUGUAUAACAUACUUAGUCAAGCAGAGUCGUAGCUAGACCUUUUGUCUUACCCCUGUCAAUUUUUGGAUCUGUCCUUUCUUACCUAGCAGUAAAAGUUGAUUAUUGUAAGAAAUUACAGCACAACUUUAAGCCCCCAAAAUAUGCGAGGCCCUAUGCAGCUAUACGGGUCGCAGACUUCACACGAUCGCUCCGAGGUCAAGUUAAACCUUUAACCAGUAUCUCUUCCGUUGCUCUCCAGUUAAAAACUAUAUUUAACUAUGUACAAAAAUGCAUUUUUGCAUUUUGAAUACUACAAACUUUUCCGGGGCCGAUAAAGUUUUCAAGGGUGAAAGGGAGUAUCUCUCGACCAAAAAAAAAAAGCAUAGUCUUAGUGCUUUCAACUGGAAUGAAUUUAGUUAAUAUUUGGCUGGUGGAAGAGUUAGUGAUUUCCUAUUAUUAUGGCUAUUUCUAGCGUUCCCACACAAAACUCUGAACUGCCUACUUCAGUGGCACUUAAUCCCAUGUAGGGCUUUGGCCUGCUCCUCCAUAUUCUUCCAUUUGCAUCGAUCCAUCACUUCCCACCUCCAUGAACAAACCCCCAUGCGUUGUAAGUCCUUCUCUGCAUCGUGAAUCCAUCUCAGUCUUGGUCGACCGGUGAGCCGUCUGCCCCUAGGUUUCUGCAUGUAGAUCGUUUUUGCUGCUUCAGAAUCUGGCCUCCUUUCAAUGUGUCCUGUCCAGGGCAGUCUGCCUUUUUUAUUGUUUGGGAUGGGUAUUUGUAAAAUUGAUAUUGCUUUUGGUUGGAAUGUAUUCCUAAAACAAAGCUGAAAGUCAUCGAGUCAUAUAUUGAGCAGGUUCUCUGCUUUUCUGGUAGGAACCAAGUUUCACUUGCUUAAGUUACUACUGGUCUUAUGAUGGUGGUGCAUAUUGCCUCUUGUUCCCCUAGAGAUGUUUUUGCUUCGUAGCAGCUUUUGUAAGUUGAAAUAAUAAUAAUACUAAUUGGACUUAUAUGGCGCGGUACCCCAGCCUAGGGCUGGGCUCACCGCACGGUACAUAAACAUAUUAGCAAAAGAGACAUAAUCAUGACAUUAAAAUAAACUACAUCUAUGAAAUAAUGAACAGCGUGUUAACACAAACAACAAAAAUAAAUCUAUAUUCACCCACCCCACCCCAGGACGUUUACAUGUCAAGCCAUGGACGGCAGCCACCAGGAUUGUUUUCUUUGAAAUAAUAACGGUUGAAUGCUGUUUUCCUUUCUUUCACCUCCGAUUGUAUUCCCUUUUGCUUAUUUAUAGUGAACCCGAGAUAUUUGAAAGUAACUACUCUCUCAAAGGUGUGGUUGUUCAUAUAUAUUGAUGUUGUCAUCAGUGUGCAUAGUUCCUGACAUUAUCUUAUAAUAUAUUGCCUUCGCUUUAUUUACAUCAAGACAAGCUUUGACCAUGAUAUCUUCAAGUUCCCUAAAAGCUUUAAUUAUAUCAUUGCUGUUUCUACAAAGUUGCGCUAUAUCGUCUGUGUAUACCAGGUACUGCAGGGGCUGGCUUUAUAAAGUUCCUUAUGGUUGUUCUGUACUACCUCUCUGGUGCUCACACGUAUGUUUCUAACGUGAUGCUGAAAAGGAUGCAUGGAUUUCCUUGUCUGAGGCCAUGAUUAAUUGGGCUCUCUCUAGAGUAGCCUAUCUGUGCUUUGAUUCUACUUUUGGAUUUAUCCAUUGACAUAUGUAUGAGUCGGAUUAGUUUGUUAAGGACUCCAAGUUCCAGGAGAGCAUCGUACCGGUAUUUUCGUAUAUGCAAAAAUAAGUUGAUUUGUAGUCCACAUAUAUUUGGUGUAUGUUGAUGUUGUAUUCUUAGCAUUUCUCCACGAGACAUCUAAUAGUAAAUAAAUGAAAAUCUGACAUGCCCCUUUACACAUUGUCCGAAAGAUACCUUGAAUUUGCAUCGCAAUGUACUUUGAAUUUAUUAUUGUUAAAUUUAGGGGACCUCUGCCCUCAUUUUUGCUUAAGACUCUUCAGAUUCCUCAAUUUCUGCUACUUCCUUCCUUGACGUCGAUCAAUGUGACUUAAAUCUAAUCUUGUUUCAAAUGAUUAUCUUGGGUGCAGCACAACCAAAUUGAAUUUAGUUUAUGUAUGGCAAUGGGCCUCCACUGAUGCUAGAAAAAUUAUUUUCCCUGAUCAAUAAUAGUAUUUUGGAGUAAAUCAUGUAUACUCCAAAAUUCACCUAUUGAUUGUCAAACAAUCACAAAUUUUCUUGUUAGGAUUGUGGUGCUCGAUUUCCGCCAUACUUCCCGAUAAAAAUGGCAGUGUAUUGCUUGCCCUGACAACCAAGUUUGGUGCUGAUAUAUACACUGCCCAGCGGCUUGCCUAGCUUUUGCGCAUCUCUCUGUAGAUUAGCUUUUUUGCCGCUAUACUUUUCUCGAUAGAAACCAUGCAGUUGUCCGAAGAUCCCGCCGCUCAAUGUAAAGAAAAAAUUAAAAACUGACACGGGAAGACCAAAUAUUGCCCCCCCCCUCUACGUCACUGCGUGAGUCUUUGGUGCCAGGGGACAAGCAGGGCUGGCCUUAGGCCACUGCAACCUAUGCGGCCGCAGUGGGCCCCGCACUUCCAUAGGCCCCACUUUCUAAUACUGAAUCUUAAUUUUCACUUAUUAUCCUCAUCCCUACCUAGAGUGAGCCCCACGCAAUCCGUUUCGCAGAGGGCCCGCAAUUGUUAGUGCCGCCCUUGUGGACAAGAUUCAUUUUUACUACCCCCUCCCCCGUUGAACUCUGAAACCCAUUAUUUUCAUCCAUUAACACUAUAGCCGUAUAGCCCAAUAGCUGUCCCCGCUAGUCUGGCACCCGGGGACAUAUGUCUCCUACGCCCACCUAAGCUACGCCUCUUUCCACUGGCACUUCCCCCCCCCAAAAAAAAAAAAACUUAAGUGCCCCCCCCCCCCCCGGGGAAAUUUUCUGAUAGAAAUUAUUAAGAGUAGGCGUAAAGCACAGACAUAUACAAAGCUAGGAAAAAAGGAAAGGAAGUGAGUGGAAGUAACAUUUAAAAUAAAUCAAAUAGGAAAAAGAUAUGGCAGCUAUGUAAAAUUGUGGAUUUGGUUUAUACCGUAUGGCAGUGGUUCCCAAACUUUUAAAGUUUGGCGGACCGGUGAACAAGUUUCGAAAUUUUACCAGGGAUCGGUGCAUGAUUUAUUUUAUACUUUUAUUUCUAUUUGACAAUACAUAUUUUUGUUAUGGGGACCAACAGCGUUAUGCAUGCGGACCGGUGAAGGUCACGGACCGCCACUUGGUGACCACUGCCGUAUGGAGUUAAAGCACAAAUAAAUCUUAUUAUUUUAAUAUAAAUCUUAUCCGAUGUAUUACUUGUGUGGAAGAAACCGAAAACUGCAUUGUUUAAUACUAUCGAAAUGUUUGGAAUCUGGACAAAUGGCUUCUUUUUUAAUGGAAUAGAGCCACUUGUUUUAAUUCACGCUUUUUAUUUUAAUUGUAUAGCCCUGUGUAGGCAUUCCCUGAUUAUGCCAUUUUGCAAUCUAUAAAAGAUUUUAAAUAAUUGUCAAAUUCAUGACGGGAUCUCAUUAAUUUUUUUAAAAUGUUAUCACAAAGAUGUUAUAAAAUAAUUCAGAAUGCAGUCCUACAAAAUGGGGUCUCAAUUGUAACAAUAGGUGUAAUGGGAGCUGUUACAAUAUGCUAUGUGAUCGACAGAGUGGCAUUUGUAGCCAGGGCUGUAAUGGAUACAGCGACCCACCAAAUUGCACCACAGGUAAAGUUUCGUAAUGUCACAUCGUAAUUAAUGGUGUGAGUUCUCAUAAAGAAAUGAAACGCCUUUAUGAGCAUUUUUUAGGCUUCCAUGCUUCUCUUUCCAUUAUUAUAUUUUUUUUAAUUAAUCCAUCUACAAAACUAUGAAAACCUGUGAAUGUAAAUAAUUAAUUUUAAAUAGUAAACAUUUAUUUGUGUCUAGAGUGUACAACGGGAACGUGGGGUAGAGAUUGCAAAUCUCCAUGCAGUACACAUUGUAGUAACACAUCUUGUGACCGAAAAAGUGGAGUCUGUAAUCAAGGUUGCAACGGAUAUGACAACUUCCCUGACUGCAACAAAAGUAGGUAGCGACUUUAAUGAACCCAAAAACGUUAAUUUUGUUGGUGCUAAAUGUUUGUGUUAUACACAAGCAAAAAUAUUAAUUUUAAUGUGUUACGAUUAACUAUUGUGCCUAUUUAAACCUAAUGCUAGACAUGUUUUUUGCAUGGCAUGUAGCAGGAAAAUAUCAACGACUAUACUAGGGUAUAGAAAACAUUUAAUUAUUGCAUGACAAUUCACGGAAACACGGAAGGAACUGAUUUAACGCCCAUUAAAUUUUUAAACUUAUCAAACAUUUUUUUAAAAUUGUUUAAAAGUAUAGUUCAUCAAGACCCAUUGAGUAAGUAGAGUUUAUACGUCCGGGAAGGACCUUGAUUGUCCAAUCCCUAAACCACACUGUAUAAAGAAUAAACUACAAACGGAAAGUAAGCUAUAUAAAGUAAAUGAAGUGGUCCAAAAAUGCCGCCCUAAAAUAGGCCUUGUGUAUGUGCGAUGCUUCAUUUCAAAUCUACAACGAAGAAUAUUAGACAACUCGUUUUCUUCCGUUGAGAAAUUAUAUUAUAUCUUAUAUAUAUAUAUAUAUAUAUAUAUAUAUGUAUUGCUUCUGGUGCGUCUUGCUUCCGUUUCACAACUGCCCCCGUCCCAGAAACUCCACAUGUAAUAUAUUAGUAGUAUUUAGUGGGGAAAAGGCAGUCACACCAAGCUUUCAUGCGUGACGUCUGAACUCUGGUGAACAGGUUGAUUUUUUUUAUUGGAGGCAACUAUUAUAUCAAUUAAUAAAGAGGCAACGGUAUUGUGUAGGAAUACCUGGAGGACUGUAUGUGGGAAUGUGUUUAAAAGCCGACAGGUAGGGUGUAGAAAUGUUUGUAAGCCUAUAGUUGGCAUAUAUCAUAGAAAUGAUACGUUAGCACACAUUUUUUAAGUCCUGGACCCACUGGGUAUUUUCUUAACAUACCUUUAAGAAAUGGACCAGGUUAAGAUCUAGUUUGUAAUAUUAUUACCACCCUUUCUAUAGCAUGUGUGUUGACCUAGUUUUGUUCACCCUGCGUGGUGUCGAGCCGUGGUAUGCAACCUUAUCCCCCCUUGUUUUUGUUCCUUACGUCACCAAGUACUUUGUUCCCAGGUGCUGCCAAUCUCCCCCCCCCCAAUCAAUCCCCCUAAUCCACCUUAAGUUUGGAACCAGAGCUUUUUCUCUAGAAUUUUUUUUCAUCCAGCAUGGUGUCGAGCUUUCACGUGUUUUGGUUUUUUUUGUGGGGGUGGGGGGCGUGGGGAGGAGGAAGCGCAGGUCUACGUAUUUUUACAAAGCGUGAUUUAAGGAUGGUAAAGGUAAUCUAUUUUGACUUCUUUGCUUUCGCACGAUAUAAAUGUCUCUUAACCACAUAUUUAAUUGCCUUUUUUGAGUUCUUUCAUGGUUUUUCCUGUUGUUGGUAUUAACAUACUAGCAUUGUUUUUCUGGUGAUUUCAUAAAUGAAACCGUGAGAUUAUGGAGGAGGUGACUACAAAUAUGUGACGGCGUGUUCUUGGGGGUUUAAAAAUUGCCUAUAUCUUCCUCAACAAUUUUCCCGCCUCUGUAACUCUUAUUACUACUUCCCCCUUCAAACUAGGAUGCAGGGAUGGCGCAUAUGGAAUCAACUGCUCCAAAACGUGUUCUUCCAAUUGUACAAAUAGCACAUGUGAUUCACUUCUGGGAUUCUGCGUGUCUUGUAUUAAUUAUCAUAAAGGAAAUUUCUGUGAAGGUAAAGAAACAAUGAACGACUAGAAUAGUUAUAGAGACAUUUGGAAUGAAUUGGAGAAAUAUCUUUUGACCAUCUUCCAUUCAAUUUUAAUAGGCUUAAAAAAAGCAAAACCAUAAAUAUAUUUUACAAAGGUGAAGCUUCAAAGAAUCUCAAUGUGAAAAUAAAAGAAAACUUUGCAAAAGGGAUUUUAAAAGAAAAAUAAACGAAAUCUGUCUCCUGCUAUUUAUUUAACAUCAAUAAAAAGACCCAUCUUUAAGCCGUAGUAAUUUUGUUCUUGAAAUAACAUUAACAUGCCGACAUGCUUCAGUCACAACUUCUCUGAUUUAGGUUUAAUCUAAUUUGAUUAUGGCACUUCUAUUUUUGUUUUUGACUAAGAUGAUAAGAAUUUUUGUAUAUUCUAUUUUAAUUAUUAUUGAUUAUGCUUUCAUUCAUUUUCGAUUAAAAAUGUAUAAUCAGGGUCUAAUAUUUUUUAUACAUAAUUUAAAUGAGGUGCCAUAAAAGAAAGAGACAUGUUUUUAACAUUUUAUUUAAAGCCUUUCAGUAAAUAUGUAUAUAAGAAUGAGCUAUAGUGACAUAACGCCAAAGAAACGAUAUGAUUUAAGUGUGUUUGAAUUAUUAAAAACAUCAUAGUUAUUUUCUGUUAUUUUGCGGAAAUCGAAUAAACUAUCAUGAGAAUAAAUAUUAUAUAUCCGCUUUUAUUUUAUUGAAAGUUUAAUUACUAUUAUUAUAAAACAUAAAUACCUUCAAAGUAACAACUAAGAAACUGUUUUUAGCAUUUUAUCAAAAUUUAAAGUUAUGAAAAAAAAAUUCAUCAAAAAUUUAAAAUCUAAGAAUUACAUCGUAAUCAAAUUUAUGGGAAAACUCAAAUAUCUGUCGUUUUUAGUGCGUUUUUAGUUUCUCUUGAGUUUCUUUAUUUAAUCACCGCGCGUAACAAAAUUAAUAAUGUAUUUCCCAAUUUUUAAAAGUAAAAUUAAUAACAAUAAUUGACUGCUUUUUAAAUUGUUAAUAAAACCUACACAAAUUUGAGCUUUGUAUAUUUAAUUUUAAUAAGUUUUUACUUUUUUAAUUUCCAAAAAUAUGACGUAAUAAAAACGUUACCUUUAAAUUUACUUUUAAUAAGAAAAUGCCGUUUAAAUCAAUUAGCCAUGCAAAAGUCCAAAGCAAAAAUGCAUUUAGUAAACCCACUUAUAACUCAUACCAAUAAUAACACAUGCAAAAUGUGUUCGUUUGGGUAUGAAAUGGCCUAAAAUCCAAUGGAAGUUUUUAUUAAUUUUAUUUAAAUCUGGGGAAGGGCUUGGUCAUUUGCUCCAUGCAGCACAAGAUACAUUUACAAAUAACGGCAUGAGUUUGACAAAUAAUUAGCCUUCUUGGGUAGGAAAGGAGGUAGGAAAUAGGAUGUGUACAUUUUGACAUGGAUGAAAAUAUAUUUAAAUCCUAUGGUAUUACAUUUGAGAAAAAAUAAAUUUUACUUUCACUUUUUUUACAAAUAAACAUAUGAUUACCAAAUAAGAAAAUCAAUGGCGUUAACCAAACGAUGGUACCCAUGAAUAUCAGGACCCAAUAAUUUUACACACUUGAAAAUUUAAUUUUGAAAAAUGGAAAUGGGUUUUUAUUAUCAUUCAAAAAAUUUAAAUAUAUUACGAAAAGUAUUAAUUGGGUGUUUAUUUUUAUGAAAUAACAUUGAAAGAAACAACAUAUUUUCAAGUGUGAUAUAUACGUGAAAGACGGUUGCAAGAUUCUUCUUUAGAAAAAAUUGUUUUUUUUUCUUUUACGAUUUUUUGAUCAUGUAUAAUUUUCAAAAAAAACAAGGCAAAAGAUGUUUUACAUUUUUAUGAUGAUAUCAAUCUAUCAAAUUCCUUUUACAUAAAAUAUGUUUAUAUAAAAGAUAGAGUUUUUUUGUUGAAAAUUUAAGAUUAUGUUUUUUUAAAUAUUUUGGAGAAAAAAAUGUUGUAGUUCAAGGGCAUGAAAAGUGGUAAAUCUACAGUAUUUCUCUAGCGUAGAAAUCACCCCUCAAUUUUUUUUUUCUUUAGUGUAAAAAAGGAAUAUAAUUAAUUAUGAUUUGGAUUGGGAAAUUUAAGGUCAUGUGUAGAGGAAAAAAAAAAGUAGUUUAGGGCGUAAAAGAGCGUAGGGUAUGCGUAUAGUAUAAUACAUAGCAGAUAAAUACUUCUCAAAACUAAAUGAUGCUAGAAACAUAAAUAUCAUUACAUAGAUGUUUUUUUUAAAGUUAGGAAUUGUACUGAGUUUUUGCAAUAGCGGGUAGUAAUUAUCGCUAAGAACAUACCACUAUUAACCCGAUAACAUUGGGUCAUAUAUUCUAGUCUAUGAGAAGACGACAUUUAAAUAGUGCAUUGAACAUUUUUUUUAUAUUUUUGUGACAACGGUACCUGGUGUUAGAUUUUAAACUAAUCAAAAUAAAGAGUGCGAUCUUAUCUUAAGACUUACAAGUUAAGUUAUGAAUUUAUUAUAUAUAUAUGUUUUUAUUUUGAUUUCCCAAUUAAUCCGUAAGUACCUAAGUUAAUAAAAACUAAGCUUUUUAUUUUUUUACCCCUGCAGUUAUUAUCGAGCAACAGAAUGAGGACACCACUUUAGGAUUUAUUGUCGAAUCGAUCAUAGCUUUUAAUGUUCUCUGUGUAUUAAACAUUGCUGGGUUCAUCCUUUGGAGGUAAUGACCUUGAACAUUUUGUAUUAGGAUAAUAGGCACAUAUUUUAAUUAAUUGGUAGUAGAAUUAACUCUUUUUUAAAAAUAAUGAUUAUUUACACUUCAAAGAUAUUUACAUAAUUCAGCUUAAUUAUGCUGAUGGCUGUGAUAUUAUAAUUGUAGACCCCAUUUUGAAAAUAUGCAGUAGGCAGUAUUUUGUUAACCAAAAAUGUAUUCUCUAUCCCAAAUAGAGGGCAUGCAGCUUUCAAGAAAUCGAAACACAACCCUGAGUUAAAAAGGGAUCAAAGAUUGUCACACUUUGACCAAAUGAAUUUGAAUGAAAUUGAGAACAAUUACUCUGGUAACUAGUAAUUGAUGUUAUUCAACAUUUGAAUCAUUUAAAUUUAAUAUUAUUAACAUAUAUUAAAUGCGUAAGUGAAGCCUCCGUGCAUUUUUUACAAAACAACAGAGCAUGGAGACUUAUAUAUUUUUGUUUAUAGUUGGAUCCAAAUUAGUGCAGGGUAACUUAAUUUUCUUAACCUUUUAAUUUUAUGCUACUUAAGUACAUUUUAAAAUAUUUAAAAAAUAACCCAGUUACUUAUGUCACGCUUUCUUACUGCAAGUAUGAAUUUAAAAUGUGGAUAUCUUUAUACCUAACCCUUUUAAAGAAUAAUAUUUAUUUCUGAUCGCUGGUUUUAAUUCAGAUAAGGUGUCAAGUAUGUUUCAAUGAUCAAAUUAGUAUCCUUAAAUUUUAAGAGUCCAAUCAUCAAGAGAACAACACAAUUCUCUCAAGAACUGAUGAGAUUUACAUCAAUGAAGGAAUAUCCAACAAUGUUCAAAUAACAAUGAUUGCAGUAAAAGACCUGAACACGUUUAUGCAAUCUCAUGACAAGAACUUUUUUGACCAGCAAUUUAGGGUAAUCCUUUUUAAAUGAGUACAUUGAUUUGUUUAUUUCAUUUUAGCUUAUUAAGAGCAUUCUAAUUGAAUAGUUAGCUAAAAGAGGUUAUAACACUUAAGUAUUGAACAUUAAUACAAAGAAGACAAAUCUAUAUUUAAUUUUUAAAGAAUUCUUAAAAACUAUAACUUUUGCAUUUAAUAUGUGUGUAGUCAUUCAAAUACUCAAAAAAAGUGAACAAAAACUGGAAAGACAAAGCAUAAAUUAUUAUCAUUUGGGUUGCUUUUACUGGGUCAAUAUCAGAUAGGUAGAGCAAAUCUACCCGAUGGCCUAUAUAAACAAAAUAAUAUUGUUUUAAAAUAACAAAAAAAUACACAAUUUUCCUCAGAGUUAAAAAGAAUUAAUUUUCUCUAUUGUUACUACAUAAAUUUUUUUAUAUUGAUUUUUUGCAGAGUAUUCCAGCCCCUCAUAAUGUUACAACAGAGGUUGGGCAAAAUUCAUCAAACAAACAUAAAAAUCGUUAUAAGAAUAUUUGCGCAUGUAGGUAUAUUUAUAAACUCUAGGACUAUGAUAGAAUAUAGAUAUUUUAACAUCAUAGCUUUAUAGCUAAUGCAAUGGACUUACUUUUCCUCUCUGCUUUCCCUUUUUGCCUUUAUUUAAUCUCUCACCUACUUAUGUUCUAAUACAGUCCUCUUGCUGUCCACUCGUACACUACAUUUCAGCUAAGUGUUUUUUUUUUUUUUUGGUUUUUUUCUGUUUUUACUUUUUUUUGUUUGCUGUUGAAGGGUUCUUGCCGACUCGUUUGUUGCUUUUCCCGUUUUUUUUUUUUUUCUGCUUUUCCCUACUUUUUUUAUUUUGGUUAUUUUUUUUUUUUUUUUUUUGGUUUAUUUCUGUCUUUACUGUUGUUUGAUUGCUGAUGAAGGGUACUUGCCGACUCGUUCGUUGCUUUUCACGUUUUUUUUCUUUUUCAGGCUUUCCCAACUUUUAUUUCGUUCAUUUCCAUAUGUGUAUGCUUCUAAUUUACAUAAUAUGCAGAUAAUAAAAAAAUAGAUCAAUCUAUUUUUUGAAAAAAAAAUAUUUUUAAAUGCAAUGUCUGUUAACAAAGUUAUUGGAACGAAAUUUCAUUAGGUCAAACCUAAAAUCAUAGGAAAAUAAAAGUGAUUCGAUGCCUCCUAAGGGUCUCAGUGUACAGACUAAACAAGCAAACGCACACAUCUCGUGCUUGGACUUGAAUUUGCUUAUCCUUUAUACGCGGCCUCACAAUCUUUGAAUACAUUAAAAAAUAAAUAAUGAUCUGGUAUUAUUUUUGUACGGUAGUGUAAUGGUAUUAUUAAAUCAAUAUCUUUUAAGCUUGCGUCCGUGAACAAGUUCAUUUUCUCACGUAAUUUAAAAGAAAAAUCUCAGACUACAUUACACAUACUAAUAUAAGCAUGAGGAAAAAAAAAACAAAUGAACUUUUUUUUAAAAGGUGUGAAGGUAACAGACGAUUUCAAGAAAUUGUUUUUUCUUUUAAGUACAUUUGUAUAAGAUUUUUUUCCUUUAAAUGAAAAAAACAAUAAUAAUAUUUAAUUUUUUUUUCAUUAACAAUCUUAAAUCUGAUUUUUAGAUGAUCAUUCCCGUGUCCGUUUGGAAAUAAAUACAUUAAAGAAUGAAGAAGACUAUAUCAAUGCUUGUUACAUUGAGGUAGCACUUGUUUUCAAUUAUAAAAAAAAAAAAAUCAUUUAGCUCAACACGUAUCUUUGUAAUAGAAAAAUAAUUUAUUAUUUGUAUUGACGCAAACUUUCACGAAUGAUUUUUUUCCCCUUAAUAAGUCUAAUGCUUUUAAUACAGUAACAUUAAUGCGUGAAGUAUACUAUAUGCUUCCUGUGAGAACAUUUUAUUUACAAGUGAACAAUGUCUUAAAAAACCAUAGUACAUUCAUGGGCGCCCGCAGGUAGGGGCAAGGGGGGCACUUGCCCCCCCCCCUGGAUUGAUUGGAUAAAAAAUUUUUAGACAAAAAUAGACAAAAAAUGUAUUAAAGUAAAGAGAAAAUAAAGAGAAAGUAACUAAGUCCUGUCCGUUCGUUCACCAUACAAAAACGCUACAGCAAAUUAAAACUAUAUUAAAACAUUACUAAAUUUUUUUUUGCCCCCCCCCUGGAAAGUUAAUGUAUUUCCCNCCCAUGAGUACAUUUAUUAAUUAGAUACAGGAGAGCUUCAUGAAAUAUAAACUAAUAAAGAAAGCAAUGAAAAAGAAAUCUAAGAAUAUUCUGCCCUUUUAAAUAAUAUAAACUUUUAGUAUAGAAAGAAUAAUAUAUGUAAGCUAAUAAGUAUAAAAUAUAAUCAAUUAAUUGUUAUUAGGUAUAUAAAAUUACAUAGUGCCUAUAUUUGAACAGGCCUAUAAAUUUAAUUGUUUCUUAAUUACCAUAAAACUUAUUUCUCUUAAGGGAUUCAACAAACAUGAGAAAUUCAUUGCCUCUCAGGGUAAGUAUAUACUUUUGAUACAUUGCUUCUUAAAUGAAGUAAAACAUUUAUUAAAAUUAUUUUUUUUUUCAAUUUAAACGGGCUCUUUUAUUUUCUUAUUUUGGCUUUUUUUUCUUUUUUUUUUUUUUUGGCAGGACCUAAUAAAAUCAUACUCAAUGAUUUUGUCAGAAUGCUGUGGGAACAACAAGUUGAUAAAGUUGUGAUGUUGACAAACCUAAUUGAAGAAGGAACGGUAAGCUUAAUAGCCAUUCUCGAAUUUACUUCUUGUUAUUUCUAAAAAGUAUCAAAUUUAUUAUUUUACAAAGAAAAAAUGAACAUAAAAUAAUCAUAUUUUGUUUUGAAUCUUGAAAUUAAAGAUAACAAUUUUUUUAAAGGUUAAAUGCGAACAGUACUGGCUAGACGAUAGCUCUGUCCAAUGUGGUGAAAUUCAAGUGAGAAUGAUUGCAGUACAAACUUUUGCAGACUGUGUGAUAAGAUUUCUUGAACUUUCAAAGGUUAGAUUUUAUUCAAAUGCUUAUAAUAUUUUAAUUUACUAUUUACACAUUCGUAGUUUGGAAUUUUUACCAUAUCUCUCUUAAAUCCUUAUUCGCUAGUAAAAAAUAUUUAAAAAAAAAACUACACUUUUUACAAUACAUGCUCAGUAAUUAAAGAUAAUAAAAUCCAUUGCUUUUGCACAUAAAUUAUGCGAUUAUUCAAUUAUUUUUCUUAAUGAAAUUUAAAAAUAAAAUUAUUUUCACCUUUAAAAAAAAAUUGAAUCAUGUUAUGAAGAAGCAAAUAAUAUUAUGUCAAUUUAUUUUACUCUAGCCCAGAGAAGCUGUUGCAGUUCAAACUUUCACUCAUUUCC
This is a messenger RNA of Lymnaea stagnalis (great pond snail), 22165 nucleotides long. The record is from the annotation of a GenBank genome assembly. Lineage: Eukaryota; Metazoa; Mollusca; Gastropoda; Lymnaeidae.